AGCCUUAAGUCUUGUUGUAGCCUAGCACCCAUAAAAAAACAUGGCAAAGUGGGAGAGAGCGCAAUUAAACACUGACACAAUUAUUGAGAAGCGUGACGGAAAGUUUCAUAAUUCAUUGGUGCGGCACGUCCUACAAAAUUGUUUGAACGACAGUUUGGAUCUACCACGUUUUGGCAAAGUGUACAAUCAACCGUCAGUUUUAAACUAUGGAAAAUUAUAUGGAUGAUGUUAAAUACUGGGCAAUGAUCGGGAAUGGGAUACAUUAGUUAUGAUAAAUUUUACGAUCCUCAUUCUUCCAAGAUAACUGCCUUCACUCCCGGUGGUAUAUAUAUAUGAGCAGUCUAGUGGAGAUUGAAUGUAGAAUAAGUUACGACCAUUCCUAACCUCGUAAACCCAAAAGUGACAUAUACCCUAUUGUUAAUACGCCCACGCCCUCCGAAGACGUCUAUUUAUUUUCCGAUUUCCGCUUACACGAAUGAUUUCUUGCCAGAUAACGUUGAGACCUGCGCCAUAAUUUGUGGCUAAACUUAUUUUCACUUGACGCAGAACAGGGACAAAUUUUGAUCUACAAGACCAGGGAGUAAUAGUUAAUGCUUUAGAAUGUCAGAUGACAAAGAGGUAACCGAUGUUAAGGACAUCGGAACCGUUGGUCACAUUGGUCCCAUAUCUCCUGAUUCUGAGUACGAUGAUUACCUGGGAAUCCCUGAUUCAUUCAAAGUAUCAUUGGACGAGCAUCAGAAUGCUGCUGUGCUGCAAAUGCAGGAAGGAGAAGCGGAGCCUGACAACAGAGGUCCCGUAGGCUUCAAGAAGUUCUCGACAAUUUACACCACAGCAGUGAAAUUCAAUAGUCAGGAUCGCAAUAUAUUCAUCCCUGGGGUUAAAAUAGACGUGAAAAUCAUUGACAAUGAACGCAGUGUCACAACACAUCCAUUGAACCCAAAUUUAUACACAAUUCAGUUUACGCAUGGGAUAUUUACAUGGACGAUAAAGAAACGAUACAAACAUAUACAGACCCUGCACAAUCAGCUGAAAAUUUACAGAGCUAGUUUGAAUAUCCCUUUUCCAACUAAAAGUCAUAGGGAAAGGAGGAACAGUUUUAAAAAUUAUGAAUUAGUCGGACAAAAAGGCCGAAUGAAAGGGGCUUUGCCCAGAUUUCCUAAUAAACCGGAUGGCCUCGUACCCUACGAACAACUGAGUCACAGAAUGCAAGUACUUCAGGAAUACUUUGACAACCUACUUCAAAUUGAAAUCUACAAACGUCACCCAGAUACUAUUGCCUUUCUGGAAGUAUCGCACCUUACCUUCAUUGCAGACUUGGGCCUAAACGGAAAAGAAGGAUUGGUCAUGAAACGAACUGGAUCAGGUUCUAAAACUGGCUGUAAUAUGUGCGGUUUGUUAGAAGGAAUGUGCUGCGUUCGGUGUAGCUACUUUUGCACAUCUAUAUGCGGGACGUGGCAUUCGAGACAUCUUAUUGCAAAAGACACGUUCAUCGCGUAUAUCAGGCCUGCUGAUGGAAGAAUAAAGUCCGUUAUUUUGAUGGAUCAAGGAUUCGAAGUUAGUUCGGGAAUGUAUUCCACAGGCUUGAGAAAUGGCUUGCAGAUAAUGAAUUUGAGCAGACAGAUAGUUAUCAAAUGUUGGACGAGAAGGAAAGCUAAGGAAUGGAUGGAAUUCAUCCAAGAGUUAGCCAACAACGAAGGGAAACCCUUUGUACAGAAUAAUCCCCACAAAUCGUUUGCUCCGUAUCGACCAGCGACGCUGGCAUCUUGGUAUGUCGAUGGAGCCGGAUAUAUGUCUGCUAUAGCCGAUGCAUUGGAGGGAGCUAAAGAAGAAAUAUUUAUCGCGGAUUGGUGGUUGUCCCCAGAAAUAUUUAUGAAAAGACCAGCAAUCGAUGGAGAUCACUGGAGACUGGAUAAAAUUUUGCAACGAAAGGCUAUGGAAGGUGUAAAGGUGUUCGUCCUGAUUUACAAGGAGGUUGAGUUGGCACUGGGUAUAAAUAGUUUCUACAGUAAACAGAAGCUUGUUGAAAAAUGUCCGGAGAACAUAAAAGUCUUGAGACAUCCUGAUCAUGCGAGAGUUGGAGUCUUUCUAUGGGCGCAUCAUGAGAAAAUUGUGGUUGUAGAUCAAGCGCUUGCAUUCUUAGGUGGAAUUGACUUAUGUUACGGACGAUGGGACAAUUCCGAACACAGGCUUACAGAUUUAGGUUCUGUUCAUCAGUCUAGCAUCUAUAUUCCGACAAAAGGAAAAUUGACGAGUACCAGUAGUAGACCGACAAAAAACUUGCAGGGUCACAAACACAUUUUGUUACCCUUGGCAGUAGCAGCAAACACCGUAGCUAUGGCUACAACAAAAUCGAUGCCAGUUUUGCCAACAAUGAGUAGCGAAUCUCAGUUGCCGCAAUUAAAACCCGGAGAUCCGUUACUAUUAUCCCCUCCUGAUGUGGUAGAUUAUGUGAAAUGCAACACUCCAGAGUCACAGAGAAGAAAUAUUUUCGAUAUGGCAAAAAUGACUGUUGACAAAGUGAGGUAUAAUGUUAGGAUGAAGAGGAAGGAGUGGAUAAACAUGGUGUAUAAUCCAAAUGAAGGGAGUAGUGAUGAAGAAGACCAAGUCGACGACGCAACUUUGGAAACGCCAUAUGGAGAUGGAGAGGGCAUGACAUGUGAUACUGCUGACGUUGCCUUUGGCAUGUCAGGAGGGGCUAAACUUUGGCUUGGCAAAGAUUAUACAAAUUUUAUAGUAAAAGAUUUUAAUAAUCUUGACAUGCCUUAUCAAGAUCUAGUGGAUAGAUGCACAACCCCGCGAAUGCCUUGGCACGACAUUGGCGUAAUGGUCCAGGGUGCAAGUGCUAGGGAUGUCGCUAGACAUUUUAUACAGAGAUGGAAUGCUGUUAAGCUAGAGAAAGCAAAAUUGAACGCGAGUUAUCCGUUCCUCUUACCAAAAUCCUACAACGAUUGCAGAAGCUAUAUUCCAUUCACACAGUCCAGUGCUACGUUUAAAGUCAGAUGCCAAGUAUUGAGAUCUGUCAGCUCAUGGUCCGCGGGUUUUCUCGAACCAGACACAGUGGAGCAAAGCAUACACGAGGCUUACAUCCAAGCAAUAAGUAAUUCCAAAAGGUACAUUUAUAUAGAGAAUCAGUUCUUUAUAUCACUUGCUUCAGUGGAAGGUGACAUUGUGAAAAAUCGUAUUGGCGAAACGCUGCUGAAGCGAAUAAUACGAGCCUACAGAGAAGGCUCUGUGUUCAGAGUAUUUGUCGUAAUGCCUUUGUUGCCUGGUUUUGAGGGGGAAGUAGGAGGUACGACGGGAACAGCUUUACGUGCUAUAACACAUUGGAAUUAUGCUUCCAUAUCAAGAGGAAAAGAUGCCAUUCUGGUUCGGUUGAUGGAAGCUGGUAUACCAAAUCCCAGCGAGUACAUAACAUUUCAUGGCUUGAGAAAUCAUUCGAAACUAAAUGGCUCGUUGGUGACAGAACUUAUCUAUGUUCAUAGCAAAUUAAUGAUUGUUGAUGAUUGUACAGUGAUUUGCGGCUCUGCAAACAUUAAUGACAGAAGCAUGAUAGCUACCAGGGAUAGCGAAAUUGCAGUUAUAAUUCAUGAUGAAGAAUUUGAUGAUGGUCGAAUGAAUGGCAUGUCAUUUGCAUGUGGUAAAUAUGGAGGUUCCUUGCGCAAACAGCUCUUCAAAGAACAUCUAGGUAUACAAGAUUCGGAAGAGGAAAUCAGUUUAGAGGACCCAGUGAAGAAAUCUUUUUAUCAUGAUAUUUGGUGCGCCAGAAGUCAUCUAAAUACCCAGAUGUUUGAAAGAGUUUUUAAUUGCAUCCCAUCCGAUACUGUUGUCAACUUUUCCAUGCUGAAAUUAUAUCAAGAUGAUACUCCGCUUUGCUUGUCUGACCCUAUUCAAUCCGAGCAAUUGGUGGCCAACAUUAAGGGGCACCUUGUGGAUCUACCCCUGAACUUCUUGUGCAACGAAGUACUCACCCCUAAUGUUGGCACGGUUGAAGGGAUUAUGCCAACGUCAUUAUGGGUAUAAGAGGGGUUGGGUUUCUUUUACUUUCAAAUGAUGAAAAUGUAGAAAAAUAUAUCUAUGUAUAACAAUGAUAGGUUGAUCGUUAAUAUUUAGUUGUACAUAAGUGCAAUUUCAAGCAGCAACCGUAAAAGUAUUAAAGACAUUUUAUAAGUUGUUUUACGAUAUCUUUGGUUGUCUUGAAAAAUUCUCACAGCUAUCAUUUAAAGCGUUACUCAAAACUUAACCUCCAUUCACACUGCUUCCUAAUAAUCACGUAGUAUCUGUAUGGGGUGUAUCGCAAUCCACCCAUACAAAACAAGACAUUUUGGCCUGAAAAGAUUCUUGGGUUUUAAAUAUUUUAUGGGGUGCAGAUCACCCCAAAAUGUGAAUGAAGGUUAAAGUUGUUUUUCUGAUUAUGGACUGCAUUAAUCAGUGGUAUUACCUAGCUGUAAAUAUAGACAUGAAGUUUUUGACGAACGUUCGGUAUUAUUUUCCAGUUAUAAUCGAAACAUUUUGGGAAUUCUUUUUUUAACUGUGUUUUCUGAAAAUAAUGUACGAUAUGUAAAAAUUAGUGAAACUAAAUCCAGUGGCGAUAAUCAGCAGUCAAGUGUGUUAAACUAUUCCUGAAAAUUGGACAGUGCUGUACAGUUUUUCAUUUAUUAUUUUAUAAAACGAGUAACUGAUUUACCUCUUCAAGGGGAGACUUUGGUGAAAUUUUGCUCAAAAACGGUUUUUCAAUUCUUAACCCUAGUCACGUACAUCUAUGGAAAUUUCUACAUUACUUACACGGGGUCACUCAGACCCCAGCCAACUUUGGAACGUUAUUACUCUACACACCAUUAUGCGCAAUUACGACUCGAACAAAAUUCUGAGACAAAAUUUAACAAUUCAAAAAAUAGAUUCCGAUGUUAGUUUUCGCAAAAAAACUAUGGAAGAUGUGGGAAAGAUUUUUCAUGUAUAAAAAAGAGAACUAACGCAAUGAGAUCUCUGAGACCCCAAUAUUUUUUUAAUCAUUGUUUAUUUUACUGGCACAACCAGUCCUGAUUCAAGCGCACUGGCUUUAAACUUAUAUGUUAAAGUCAGUGUUGAGGUCAACAGGAUUGCAUGUAAAUGACUAGGGUCGUAUAAGAAAAUCCUUUCACCAAUUUUUAGAUUAUGAUAUAGGCUUUGAAAAAAAAUUUUAACCUGCGAUGAAAAUGUAUGUGCAAAAAACCUUUCAAAGAUUUUGCCUACCACUGCCAAAAAUUCCUUGCGCAUACUCUUUCAAUGCAGGAGGCUGAUAUUUUAUUUCAAAACCUAUACUACCAUAAUCUAUAUAUAUCCAUGAUAAUAAAAAUUAGUGAAAGGAAUUUCUUGUACGAUAAUUUUCAACCGAUAAUCAGAAGUUCACCAAAGUCAACCCUCAAAAAAAAACUUAGCUUGUUUGGCUGCUAACUUUAGCUCUAUUAGAAAAUGUUAAUUUUUAUUGAUAUAUUCCGUUAUAAAUAAUUAUUCCACAUUAUUAUAACUAAAUAAUAUAAUUACGGAUCACGAGAAUACAUAUGACAUAUAUAUGGGGCAUUCUACACCAAAUCAGACGGUUUGAAAAAUUUUGAUAUUUGAUUUCCUCAAUUUUUUGAUAUAUUUUAGUACGCCUAAUAAGAGCUUUUCUGGUAAAUUUUGAGAUUUUUUUGAUUACUUGUUAAAAAAAUACCAAAUUUUCCGAAAAAUCGCUCUUUUUUGGUUUUCUGUUGAUAACUUUCUUAAUAAUAAUGGUCCAAAUUAAAGUUUAAUUUUUUUAAAUCUUUGUUUUUAAAUGGCCUUUACAGAACAAAAUAAUAUUUAAAGUGUUUGUGAUUAAGAUUUUUGAGUUUGAAAUUUUAAAUCGUGUUUUUGAAAGUGAGUGUCCCUUUUGAUUUGAAAUUUUCGAUUGAAAUUUUUUUUAUUUCAAACCACUGUUCUUUUAACAACUUUUAAGACCGGUCCGGUCGUGGGCCCUACAUACUCGCUAUUUUUUUCGACUUUUGUAAAAUUAAAAAAAAAAAAAUUUCGUUAUAAAUUAUUUUAAGUACCGAUUUUUUCCACUGAAUACUCUUUUUUUUACUUAUUUUAAAUUAAUUUUAAUACUUGUCAAUUCUUAAUGGGGUUGGUCACGGUAGUGUGACCAAACUGUGUUCUUCGUCUGCGCAAUAGUUGCGCUGUCGUACUAGGGUAUUGUGGAUAUAGAUAUACAGUUGCAGAUAACCUCAUAGAGCCUCAUGCUCGUGGUGUAUGUACAUUCACAUAAUAAAACAAUUUAAAAAAAAAUACAAAUAUACAAACGAAACAUUACACCAGAAAAAUUAACAGUACUAUUUAAAAAGAACGGUAAUGGAAUUUUAGCUGAGUCGACCAAGAGACAAGCACUCUUCCACUGCACUACUAGUCGAUACUAUAUAAAUUUAUGUAUUAUUGUCUGAAAUGUGUGUCCCAGGUAAGGAUUCACAGUUUGUCUGAUAAUUAAUGAGUUCAACUUCUUUUGACGAUAAAAAAUAACUGUUCUUGCCACAAAUUGAGCUAUUUCACUAGAGUUUAUAAUAUUUAUGUAAGAGUUUAUAACUGCGUGGAGAUGAUAAACCUCGACGAUUGUUUCAUAAUUAUAUGGAAGUGCACAACGUGAGGUUAAGUUCUUGAAUGCAAACAAGUACCCGUUAACAAUUAAUUUGUAUAAUGAAUAAAGGAAAUAAGUUAUUGUUUGAUAA
Molecule: messenger RNA, 6716 nt
Organism: Neodiprion fabricii
Lineage: Eukaryota; Metazoa; Arthropoda; Insecta; Hymenoptera; Diprionidae
Gene: Pld
Product: phospholipase D2
Exons: 17
Coding region: 601-4020 (1139 amino acids)
Biological process (GO): cell motility; phosphatidic acid biosynthetic process; intracellular signal transduction
Molecular function (GO): phosphatidylinositol binding; D-type glycerophospholipase activity
Source: RefSeq, a predicted model, not a curated record